This is a messenger RNA of Syngnathoides biaculeatus (alligator pipefish), 5117 nucleotides long. Its product is annotated as myelin regulatory factor-like protein. The transcript is spliced from 22 exons. The record is from RefSeq and is a predicted model, not a curated record. Gene Ontology annotation, molecular function: DNA-binding transcription factor activity; sequence-specific DNA binding. Lineage: Eukaryota; Metazoa; Chordata; Actinopteri; Syngnathiformes; Syngnathidae. Gene Ontology annotation, cellular component: endoplasmic reticulum membrane; nucleus. Gene Ontology annotation, biological process: positive regulation of DNA-templated transcription; protein autoprocessing. Bases 2601 to 5063 code for a protein of 820 amino acids.
AAGCUCGACAAAUGGUCGUCAGGAGGCCAAGGCGACGUCUGCCUUCUGCCUUUCAUCCGACUAAUGGCGUCGCUGCGCUCGCGCCACAGAUCGUCUCUUCGACUAUCAGGCGACGUCGAUUUUUCAGCUUUGUCGGGGCUUGAAACAAGUCUUCGAGUGAACUUAGUCCCGCGUCCAAACGGAAUUCGGACAUGUUUGUCGCCAUUCUACACCGUGUUGUGCUUCAACGUCACACGAGUGGCCGUCAACGCGCAAACAAACAAACAAACAAUUAAACCCCCCCCCCCCCGUCUCAGCAGAGGAAGACCUCCCCGCGGAGACGAUCUGUGUUGCGUCACAUGAUGACGGUCCGCUCAUCCUCAUGAUUCGAACAACAUCUGACACAUGUCAGCGGGUCUGGAAUCCGAUUGUAGCGCGACGGUGGGGGGCACCACGAGCUGCAUUCGCACGUCAUUACUUUUUGCUGUUGUUGUUGUUGUUGUAGAUUGUGGGCGUUACCUUUCCUCCAGCUUCUUCCCACAUUCCAAAAACUUUCAAAUUGAAUGUGACCACUCCAUUAUUACAACCAGCAGACAUCCCGACACUUUCUUCUCUUUUUUUUCUCUUCUUUUUGCCUUGGGCUACUUUCCCAUUCCAUUGUGAGAUGCCGCCAAUUUUGUCUCACUCGGACACGAUUUGUGUGAACUCGCCACUCAGCUCUAUUUGCAGACGCGUUCUUGACAAAAACUGAUCGGUCAAAUAACAGCAGAAAAGCACCUGCACCAUUUGCACAAUCGACGCUCUUCCAGAUGCGCGCGAUACUGGUCUGUUGUGCUUCCAUUUCUUGGCGUUUAUAUGUCAAAAUGUUGCUGUUCAAGAGCCCACAACAACUACCGGCGACGACGGCGGCGGCUGACCAGAUGACUUUGGAAAUGUACUCGGUCUGAAAUGACAAGUUUCCCUGUUGAAAAUGGCAGAGUUGCGUGACGCUCUCAAAUCAUAUUUCUAAAGCCGCAAAAAGAUGAUGGAAUCGUCGCCGUCAUUCAAAGUUUUGUUUGCGUUUUGCGUGGAGCAAACGUUGAGCUUCUGACAAAUGUGCACAAACAUUCCGACGAGUUGUUGCCGCUCUUCUUGGAUGUUCCUUCAAAAAGUUGUGAAAAGAAAAUGGUCACGACGACGUCUGGUGUCAAAGUGUGGAAAAGCUCGGCCGGCGGGUCAAGCGUUGGCUCACCCGCGUCGCCCUGAAUCCGGACGGAGUCACGUGACCUUUGCCGCUUCGGGAGGCUGUUGAGGGCAAUUUUGCACAAUUGUUGCAGAAAGACGGGUUCGCGAGGGGACAGCUGUUGCUCGGGUCGAGGGCGGGACUCUGCGCGGGUCCAUCAAGUUCCCUCACGGCGAAUUGUCCCGUCCGUGUACGGAGGUGGCCCCUUUGCGGUCCACAAAGACGAGAGCGUUUGAUGCGGGUGGACGCAAUCCGGACCUGGGCCCUACAGAAUGGUUUUGGAUUUUUGGGACGGAUCAGAGCGGAGACUGCGAGCCGGCCGGGCCCUCUCGUCCAACAUCUGCGAAACCUCAGGAACGCGCGUCUGAAAAGGUUGUCCCGACUCCCCGUGAACGGAGCCCUUGCCGGAAGACGUCGCGGUGGCUUCCAUUCCUGUCUGAGCCCAAGCGGGAGAGUCGACCCUUUUCAAAUCUCAGACAAGCUAAUAGAUUGCACGGCGAGGUGGCGCUUGGAGUCAGAAUUGCAAAAAUAGAACCCGUUUGAGACUCCGGCGCUCCAAUACGAGCCGAUUGCCAGUCGCGAGUGAAAAUGGGAGCAAGUGGAUCUCAAAUUGUAACCGUGAACACGUCGUCCGAUUCCACCUUUUCUCCCGGUCGCGUUAUCAAAACUUGAGUCACGGCACGUCACGAGUCUGAGGGGCCGACUCCGCCGACGGGCGUCCCGAGCACAGGUGCGGAGGAACACGCCUAUUUCCUGUUCAAAGCUCAAAGUCCAUCCGACGCAAACGUCCGCGACGCCACACGGCACCGAGAGAACCUCGCGACCCUUUCCAAAGGCGGACAUCUGCUCAAUAAACGAGAAGAAGGAAGUCCGUCAGGAUCCAAACAUGGAAGCCUGACGGCCGACCGAGGCCGCGACAGCCAUCUUGGCCGCGCAGGCGGCCAGCGCCGCCCGGCGGCCGCCAUGGAGCCCGCAGCCGUGCACGGCGAGAAGGAGGCGCUGCAGCAGUUCUUCAGCGUCGGCUCCUUGCUGUCAAAGAGAAAAUGGAGGAGAGGGCCUUCAAAAGUCGACACCGGGUCAAAUCAAGUCGAGCUGAACUUUCACCCCAGAGGCCAGGACACACGUUUGUGCGCUCCAAGUUGUGCCUCGACGAAUCGGGACGCCACGUUGUUGUUGUUGUUGUUGUUGUUGAUGAUGAUGUUCGGGGCGAGCGAUGACGUCAGCGUGAUCCCGUGCAGGUCAGGAUGUGAGCCAGGUUCUGGACAGUUCCGUCGCCGUGGAUACCAGCCUCCUGGAGCAGUAUCUCGGGAGCGACUUCAGCGCUUUGUGAGACGUCGCACGCCGACCGCCGACUGUCGCGUUUUGCCGGACGAGGUUUACGUGCGCGUCGCGGACCUUGAUGCCUUUUUGUCUUCUUGCGGUUCGUAGCGGGCUUCCCGAGUCUCCUCCGGACUCUGACGUCUGCUCGCCCGAGCGGAUCCCGGGUCGGCGGUCGUCUCCGCCCACCGUCUCGCGCUCCGGCGCUAAUUCCAACGUGAGUGCAGGUUUCCAACCGGAGCGGACCUAUUGGGCCGGCCCGCCGACAGUCCCGCCGAUGCGCCCGGCGCGGCUUCCCCAUUUCGGCCAACCGGAGAGCUCCGGCUCCGGACCUUCCGACGGGCUCGACGGUUCCUGGACGCCUUCGGGAUCGCGCCCCCCAGCCCUCUGCUUGGCGGACUCCGCCUCCUCCUUGCAUUCCCAUUCCCCCGACAGAAGCAAAAGGAAACGAAGCGAGUCCCGGGACUCGUCGUCGUCGAGACCAGAUCAAGUCGCGCUCGGGAGCGACGCCGACGGCGGUCGAGGAGUCCCCGUUCCGGGCGGCUCCUUGACGUGGGAGAACUUCCGCCCGGCGGACUGGAACGCCAUGCUGGAUGCCAACUUGGGCGCAAUCUGCCCACCCGUCCUGGCGGUGGACACGGACAAAGGUUUCACCUUCUCGCCGGCCGACGACGCUUUCGUGUGCCAGAAAAAGAACCACUUCCAGGUGACGGUUCACGUGGGCGUGGCCGCGGAGCCGGCGUACGUGACCACGCCGCUCGGCGUGUGCCGGCCGGACCGUCUCGACGUCAAUGUUUUUGGCAUCAAGAUGGAAUCUCCCGAGCGGCGCGUGACCAUGGAGCAGUCUCAGGCCGACCGCACCAAGAAGCCGCUGCGGCCAGUCAGGGUCGGCGUAGCGACCGGCGGGGUGAGCAAAGUGACACUGGGACGCCUCCAUUUCAGCGAGACCACCGCCAACAACAUGAGGAAGCGGGGACGGCCCAACCCCGACCAGAGGUAUUUCCAGAUGGUGGUCGGAUUGUACGCCGCCACCGGCAGAGAGGGAGACGGUGACCAGUCGUCGUCGUCGUCCUUCCUCUUGGCCGCCCUCGUGUCCGAGAAACUCAUCGUCAGGGCUUCCAACCCGGGCCAGUUUGAGAUGGACAGCGACCCCCUGUGGCAGCGCGGGGCGGCGCAGGACGCGGUGGCAUGUCACGGCCGGGUGGGCAUCAACACGGACGCCCCCGACGAGGCCCUGGUGGUGUGCGGCAACGCCGCCGUCAUGGGCCGCCUCAUGCGACCCUCCGACCGGCGCGCCAAGCACAACAUCCGGGAGGUGGACCCCGAGGAGCAGCUGCGGAGGAUCACGCAGAUGCGAGUGGUGGAAUUCGACUACAAGCCCGAGUUUGCCUCCAGCAUGGGCAUCGAACACACGCACUGCACAGGUGUGCUGGCUCAGGAAGUCAAGGAGCUCCUCCCUUCGGCCGUCAAGGAGGUGGGAAGGGUCAGGUGUCACGACGGCCGCGAGAUCGACAACUUCCUGUUGGUGGACAAGGAGCAGAUCUUCAUGGAGAACGUGGGCGCCUUGCAGCAGCUCUCCAAGAUGACCGACAGCCUGGAGACUCGCGUCAGCGAGUUGGAGGUGUGGAAGCGACGCCUCGCUAAGCUCAAGAGCCUGACGGGCAGCCUGCGCUCCGCAGGGACGUCGAGGAAAGCCAGCACCGCGUCGGCGUCGGCGCAGAGUUUGCGCUCCGGUCCCAGAACCUCGGAGGCGGACGGCGACGGUUGCGUGUCGCCGAGGAUGUUCCGGGCCGGCGUCCUCACGCUGUGCCUCGCCGUUGCGGUCUGCAUCAUCACCGUCGGCGCCGUCCACCUGCUCCACGUGACGCAACACAACGUGGACUCGUCGCCUGGCGUCAGUAACAGCAGCGCACUUCCCGUCCUGACCACCGCGAGCAGCAGCGCAGCGCCGCCCGUCACCCCACCGGGGGCCUGGCCCCCCGACGUGCACUUCUGCCACCUGCUCUACUGCGACACCGUGUACUGCUGCCCUCCGCCGCCGGACGGCGGCCCGUCGCAGGCGAACCGCGGGGCGGAGAAAAACCCAGACGACUUCCUCCAGAAGCUCCAAAGCUCCACAGAUUGGACAAACACGACCAUCCAGUCCUUCCUGAUCAAAGAGAACCAGCAGGUGAUCGACGGCCGCUAUUGCGUGCGAGACGAGUGCGGACCGGACCGGUUCGUCUUCCAAGUUCCCGUCAGUCCGUUCGUCCCCGUCAACAUGCGAGUGACGCUCCUCAUGAAUUCCACAGAGCUGCUGGUGGUGCACCUGUGCGCCUCGCACGAGUCGUCCACCUGCGGCGGAAACCCGCUCGGCGCCGGUCGCUAUCCGCCCAACACGCAGGGGGAGCACGAGUGGCCGCUGCACGUGGCUCGCCUCUACCACGCCUCGUACCACUUUCGCUCCACGGUGGCCGGCCAAGCCGACUGCAGUACCGACCAUCACUUCGGGGGGGCGCUCUUCACGGACUACCACUUCUACUUCUACCGCCGCUGCAGCAACUGACGACGCUUCGCUUUUUUUUUUUUUUUUUUGCAGUCUAAAAAAUGUCAUUGGGAG